Molecule: messenger RNA, 2809 nt
Organism: Pseudophryne corroboree (corroboree frog)
Lineage: Eukaryota; Metazoa; Chordata; Amphibia; Anura; Myobatrachidae
Gene: HPCAL4
Product: hippocalcin like 4
Exons: 4
Coding region: 265-840 (191 amino acids)
Molecular function (GO): calcium ion binding
Source: RefSeq, a predicted model, not a curated record
GCCUGUGUAACAGCAUAACACUGAGCCAUCAUACAGGCAUCUCACCUGAAUGAUUGAUUGUCCCACCAAUGAAAGGAGCUAAUCUGAGAAAGGGGUGUGCUUAUGCAAAUAAGUGACUGAGAAACAUCGUGAUCCAGGUUUUGCUUAUUGCCCCCAAAUACCAGCUCGUCGUGACCAUCAGAGGCAGCUCAGGCACUAUUACAGAGGACAGAAUCAAGAUUCUGGAAGACAGUCACAGAGGAGGCUAGCUUCCAUUAGUAAGAAAUGGGAAAACCAAACAGUAAACUGGCUCCAGAGAUGCUACAGGACUUAGUUCAGAGCACAGAAUUCACAGAACAAGAACUGAAGCAUUGGUACAAAGGAUUCCUGAAGGACUGUCCAUCUGGUAUCCUCAAUCUGAAUGAGUUCCAGCAGCUCUAUAUUAAGUUUUUCCCAUAUGGUGAUGCCUCCAAGUUUGCUCAGCAUGCCUUUCGUACAUUUGACAAGAACGGUGAUGGAACGAUUGAUUUCAGGGAAUUUAUUUGUGCUUUGAGCGUCACAUCACGUGGGAGCUUUGAGCAAAAACUAAACUGGGCAUUUGAGAUGUAUGAUUUAGAUGGAGAUGGGAAGAUAACAAGGCUGGAGAUGUUGGAGAUUAUUGAGGCAAUCUACAAGAUGGUAGGCACAGUAAUUAUGAUGCGCAUGAAUCAAGAUGGUCUAACUCCACAACAAAGAGUUGACAAAAUCUUCACAAAGAUGGACAAGGACAGAGAUGACCAAAUCACCCUGGAAGAGUUUAAAGAGGCAGCAAAGAGUGAUCCUUCUAUAGUGCUCCUCUUGCAGUGUGACAUGCAGAAAUAGCAACCCAUCUAUUCUGACAGCUCAGCUGAGCGCCCUGCAUGCACCUCACUACCUUUCCCAUCCCACAGUGUCCUGGGACCAUCCUCCUAUUCAAUAAGAGAACAUCUCACACAGUACUGAUCUUAUGUAAGUGGGAAGUGGUAAAAAUAUGAUUAUUCAGUAAUGAGACUGUAAAAUACUGGCAUGUGGAACACACAUGCACAUGGAAUUGUACACAAAGCCACGUUGCGGGGCAAUUUGAUCCAGUACCAGAUUUGAGCUCUGUCCCAUAAUAUUUUUUGGAUUGAUAGUGUAGAUUUUAUGAACAGUCUAAUGCAUAUAUGUAUCUGCCUGUCUCUGCCAAUGCCUAAGCAUCAAAAAAAAAUGUUUUUACAGUUAUUCACAGUGGAAGUGUUUUAAUAUGCAUUCAUUUGUCUGCUAUAGAUUCUAUGUACAAUAGUAUAUGUUAUGCUUGAUACAUUAACACUGUCUGUCACAUAAUAUGUUAUGUGCUAUAGAGCUCUGCACGGGGUCGGCCACAGUCAUUUUGCUGCCAGAAGUGAUCACUGUUUCUUGGGAAAAACAAGUUCUGUCAAUGAUAUACGUAUACAUUCUGGCCUAUUGGAGGCCAUACCGGUGUAACUCAUUAUAAGGCUGCCUCUGGAUAUGCAGUGUAUUGCAUGUGCUUUAUACAGUAACUAUGUAUAUGGAAAUAUUUGCAUGUGACCUAUAUGGCAUACCUAUAUGCUGCUCACCAGUCUAUGUUAUAUAUAUAUAUAUAUAUAGUGCAUUGUCUUGUAUGUGUGUGUUUUUCAAUGUAAGUAAAUGGCAGAGACAACACAGUGCGCUGCAACAAACCUCUUCUCAAACAGAGCUAAGUGACCCACAGUGCACUGCAGAUGCAUGUAGCUGGAGUACCGCAAUACUGGCUGUUUGGAGAGACAGGUUCACAGUUUUAAUUGUAACAAUGGCCCUCAUUCCGAGUUGUUCGCUCGUUGCCGAUUUUCGCUAUAUUGCGAUUAGUCACUUACUGAGCAUGCGCAAGGUUCGCAGAGCGCAUGCGCUUAGUUAUUUAACACAAAAGUUAGGUAUUUUACUCACGGCAUAACGAGUAUUUUUCAUCGUUCUGGUGAUCGUACUGUGAUUGACAGGAAGUGGGUGUUUCUGGGCGGAAACUUGCCAUUUCUGGGCGUGUGCGAAAAAACGCUGGCGUUUCUGGGAAAAACGCGGGAGUGUCUGGGCGAACGCUGGGUGUGUUUGUGACGUCAAACCAGGAACGAAACUGACUGAACUGAUCGCAAUGGCUGAGUAAGUCUCGAGCUACUCAGAAACUGCUAAGAAAUUUCUAUUCGCAAUUCUGCGAAUCUUUCGUUCGCAAUUCUGCUAUGCUAAGAUACACUCCCAGAGGGCGGCGGCUUAGCGUGUGCAAUUCUGCUAAAAGCAGCUAGCGAGCGAACAACUCGGAAUGAGGGCCAAGAUUUCUGCGUUAAUUGUAAUUAAUUUCAGGCCCCAAAUGUGCCAAAUAAGAGGGUGAGCAAGCAGAAUUCUGCCCUGUGGUUGGUUUGCCAUAACUAAUAUGGGGGAAUUCUCUCAGGCUAUUUUUCCUCAUUCAGAGCUUUUCAGAUAUGCACGAGAACCCCUUGUCAGCACUUUAGGGCCUGUGAGCCCAGCUGUCCCCAUCACUGUCCCAGCAGAACAUCCCCAAUCCCUCACCUGCUCUGUGUGUGAGCGUAUAGUCUGAACAGUGCAAGUGGACUUGGUAUAUUUUUCUAAUUGAAAUAAAAUACAUCAAACAUUAUACAAAUUAUUUUUCAUUUUGGCUUCUAAACUUUAAAAGAUGCUUGUGCUGCUGUGUAAAAAUGAUGAAGAAACAUAACGUCAUACUAAUAUACUCCAGUACAAAGGUAGAUGUAGAUUUGUAUACUGUAUGUUUGUUGAUACAUGUGUCUAUAUAUACAUAGCUGUGCAAUAAAUUUGUGCAUACACAUUU